AUGAGCAUCAAACUACCUAGUUUGGAAUUGAGUUCUACCCUUAAUCGUCCAUUUAACCAAUCUUCAAAUGGAUAUCGGGAAAUCCAAAUUUCUGCUGAAGGGUUUUAUGAUGCUGAAACAGGUAAUCUGUGCAUGGUUGGCUGCAGAGAACUCAGAUCAGAAAACAAGGCACCUGUAAGUCAUUCAAUGGACUGCGAGAUCCUUGUGGAUAUUCAUUUUCCUCCAUUGAACUCAGACAGAAAAGGAAGUAAAAUCAAGGGAAGCAUUAAGAGCAUGCGUGAAACAACUGAUCACCUUUACUUUGAACCUAUGUACUUCUCAGGAAGAGCUCAUUAUCGCAGGUGGGCAGUGGAAUCAAUUUGGAGAAUGGAUUUCGAGGUGGUCAUGUCUGUCAUAUCCAACACUUUUGCAACUGUCUUUGUAGUACUUCAAAUCUUUCAUGUGAGGAAGCAUCCUGGCGUUUGUCCUUUUGUUUCACUUCUCAUGCUUGUCAUUCUAGCCUCGGGACACUUGAUCCCUUUGGUUCUAAAUCUUGAAACAAUGUCGUUCAAGAUAGUGAAAGAUCUGUUUGGAUUAGAGGUAGAACAUGAUGUUCUGAUGAAAAGAAAAAGGCCUUGUGGGUUGCUGAGAAGCGGGGGGCUCUACGCGUGUUUUCCAGUGUACAUAGCUGGAGCUGUAAUCGCCUUUUUCGUGAAAUGGAGGAAAAAUCUAGCUCGAACCGGAAGCCAUUCUUCAUACUACAUAGAGCAGAUCAUUUUGGGGGGUUCAAGAGCUUAUGCUGGUUUGAUCCUUGACGCCUUUCUUUUCCCCCAAAUCCUCUUCAACAUGUUCCAGAACUCAAAAGAACAGGCUCUUUCUCGCUUCUUUUACAUUGGAAUAACCCUUGUUCGCCUUGAACCCCACGGAUAUGAUCUCUACAGGGCACACAAUUAUGUUGAUGUAGAUGACUCGUACAUUAAUGCAGAUCCUGCUGCAGAUUAUUACUCAACUGCUUGGAACAUCAUUAUUCCUGUGUCGGGCCUCUUCUUUGCUGCAAUCAUACACUUGCAACAACGCUUUGGUGGUGGUUGUUUCCUUCCAAAGAGAUUCCAAGAAUCAGUGAUAUAUGAGGACCUUCCAGUGGCUUCGGAAGAGCAAUUGCCAUUAAAAUCCAGCACCUAG
Durio zibethinus is the source of this 1161-nucleotide messenger RNA. The record is from RefSeq and is a predicted model, not a curated record. NCBI's taxonomy places the organism in Eukaryota, Viridiplantae, Streptophyta, Magnoliopsida, Malvales, Malvaceae.